Gracilinanus agilis (Agile Gracile Mouse Opossum) is the source of this 3501-nucleotide messenger RNA. It is a transcript of the gene ARHGEF40, whose product is annotated as Rho guanine nucleotide exchange factor 40. NCBI's taxonomy places the organism in Eukaryota, Metazoa, Chordata, Mammalia, Didelphimorphia, Didelphidae. The record is from RefSeq and is a predicted model, not a curated record. Gene Ontology annotation, molecular function: guanyl-nucleotide exchange factor activity. The coding region runs from base 71 to 3022 and encodes 983 amino acids. The transcript has 20 exons.
UUCUGGGGAGAACCAAGGGGUAUAAAGCCUGAUCAGGCUGUCCUCCCUGAUCCCUCUUCAAAGCCACCUCAUGUCCACAGGUGGGGUGGACCAGAGUGGCCGGGCCUUGCUGACCAUCACUCCACCAUGCCCUCCUAAGGAGCCUCCACCCACACAGGCAGAGAUGAGGACAGCUCUUUGUUACCUCCAUUCACUGCUCAGGUCCGACCUGAAGAUGCUGGGGUUGUCGGUCCUCCUAGACCUCCGGGGUGCUCCCUCACUACCCCCAGGACUACUUCCUGUUCUAAAUGACCUUCAGGAUUCCAAAGACCACCCUGUGAUACAGCGCCUGAUGAUUCUGACGGAGAAUGAGUCUCCCACUGAGCUCAACGAGCUUCAGAGUGCUGAAUUGCUAGCAGAAAGUGACCUACCUACUGUAGCCAAGCCUGAAGAGCUACAGAAAGACCUGGGGGGUAACAGGGACGCUUCUGCACAGCGCUGGACAGAAACACACCAGGAAGUAGCGAGGCUGUGCCACCUGUGCCGUGAGGUCCUGGGCUCUGUCCGGGAGGCCACGGAGGAGCUCGAGAGGGCUGUGGAGCCUCAGGGAGAGGUGGAGGUGGGAACCCCGGAUCCCCUGAGGAAGGUGCUGGCGGAUGCCCGGCUAGCAGAGCUGCAGAGGGACGGAGGAGCCAUUCUCAUGAGGCUCCGAGCAGCCCACAGCAGCCGGUUGGAGGGUCCAGGCCCAGCCAUUCUGUACCAGGAAGUGGAUGAAGCCAUUCACCAGCUCGUGCGCCUGUCCAACCUCUACCUACAGAGGCAGGAGAACCAGCGAAGGCAGCACCAGCUCCUCCAGGUGCUGCAGUGGCUUUCUGGCCCCGGAGAAGAGCAGCUGAUGAGCUUUACUGAGCUUGGAGACUCCCUCCCUGCCCUGCAGGAGACAGAGAUCCGUUUCCAAGCCUUCAGUACUGAAGCCCAGGAGCAGCUGGCCCAGGCUCGGGAGGCCUUGACCCUGGAGGAGGACCCAACCACCCAGCAGGCCCUGGAUGACUUUGAGCAGCGACUGGAACAAGUAGAGAGCAGCCUCCAUCGGGCUCUCCGGCUACACCGUUUCUUUCAACAGGCGCAUGAGUGGGUGGACGAGGGAACAGCAAAAUUAGCAAGCACGGGACCAGGUAGGGAGGCUGUCCUAGCAGCCUUGGCCCCCGUGCCUAGUGCAGGCACCUUCCAAGAAAUGCGGGCGCUGGCCCUGGAACUGGGCAGCCCGGCGGCACUCCGAGAGUGGGGCCGCUGCCAUGCCCGAUGCCUGGAACUGGAGAGGAGGGUUCAAGAGUUUCUGGGAGAUGAAACAAGUCCACAAGGCCGAUGCCGGCGUCGGGCUGACAGCACAAGCAGCGGAGGAGGCAGACAGGGCCCGCUCAGCCCGUCCCGAAGUCUCUGCUCUUUGCUGCUCCCCAAUAGCCCUGGGCCCCGACCGGCUCCUUCUCACUGUUCUCUGGCACCCUGUGGGGAAGACAGUGAGGAAGAGACCCCAGAACUUGCUCCUGAGGCCCAGGGCAAGCCACGGCCUGGAACCACCAGAGCCGUAUUGAUCCGGGGACUCGAGGUCAGCAGCACCGAAGUGGUAGACAGGACCUGCUCCCCGAGGGAACACGUACUGCUAGGCCGAGCUGGAGUCCCUGAUGGGCCCUGGGGGGUUGGCACCCCUCGGAUGGAGCGCAAAAGAAGCAUCAGCGCUCAGCAGCGGCUGGUGUCAGAGCUGAUCUCUUGUGAGCAGGAGUACGUAACGGUGCUGGGGGAGCCGGUGCCCACGCCAGGACCCGAGCUGACGGCGGACCUCCGAGCUGAUUGGGCCGCAGCCCUGGCUGCCCGCGAUCGCCUCAGAAACUUCCACCGUGGGCAUUUCCUCCGGGAGCUACAGGGCUGUACUUCACACCCUCUUCGAGUGGGAGCUUGUUUCCUGAGACAUGGGGACCAGUUCAAUUUGUAUGCUCAGUAUUUGAAACACCGGCUUAAACUGGAAGCUGGCCUGGCUGCGUUCAACCCCCCUAACAAAGGCUCCACAGAAGGCGGCCCCUACCUGCCCCGGAUCCUACAGCAACCUCUGGAACAGUUAGCUCGAUAUGGGAAACUCUUGGAGGAGCUGCUGAAAGAAACCGGGACUGAGCCAAGUUCUGAACGCCAAGCUCUGGCGGCUGCCCUGCAGCUGCUAAGGGACCAAGAGGACAGAGGCCGAGAUCUGUUGGCUGUCGAGGCUGUACGUGGCUGUGAGGUGGAUCUAAAGGAGCAAGGGCAACUAUUGCACCGGGAUCCAUUCACCGUCUUCUGUGGGAGGAGAAAAUGUCUUCGCCAUGUCUUCCUCUUUGAACAUCUCCUCCUUUUCAGCAAACUCAAGAGCCCAGAGGGUGGAUCUGAAGUUUUUGUUUACAAGCAGGCCUUCAAGACUGCCGACAUGGGGCUGACUGAGAACAUUGGGGACAGUGGGCUCUGUUUUGAGCUAUGGUUCCGAAGACGACGUUCCCGGGAAGCAUACACCCUUCAGGCCCCCUCAUCUGAGAUCAAACACAAGUGGACAAGUUCUAUUGCCCAGCUGCUCUGGAGACAAGCAGCCCACAACAAGGAGCUUCGAGUGCAACAGAUGGUAUCCAUGGGUAUUGGAAACAAACCUUUUUUGGACAUCAAAGCCCUUGGGGAGAGGACCCUGAGUGCCCUGCUCACAGGGAGAGCUGCCCGAACCCGGGCCUCCGUGGCUGUCUCUUCUUUUGAGCAUGCUGGCCCCUCCCUACCCUGUCUCUCCCCGGGAGCCUGCUCCCUGCCCGCCCGCGUCGAGGAGGAGGCCUGGGACCUGGACAUCAAGCAGAUCUCCCUGGCACCCGAAUCACCUGACUCUUCUGGAGAAGUGUCCCCAGGAGCAAGGAGCAGUCCCAGCCUGCAGCCCCCCAGCCUUGGGAACAGCACCCCUAUCACGCCAAGUGUUGGGAUCUUGGGGUUUGGCCGUCCGAGCCAUUCUCGAGCCCCAAGUGAUCCCACCACCCCUCUGUGACUCUGGAGCUCUGGGAGUAGCAACUCAACAGGAGCACCACCUUUGAAGCACAUGAUGGGUUUGGGGUAGAGGCAUAAGAGAAUGUCAUGCCACUUCCUUUCAUUUUAUUUUCUAGGGGAAAGGGGUUAAGGGAUCAGUGCAUUAUUAUACUGCCUCCCUCACUCCUGCCUCUUCCUAGCUUGGUGCCUUUGCCCACAGGACCCCAAGGGACCGUAUCUUCACUCACCACUGAAAUCCUGCAAUAGAAGAAAUCCUCCCUUUUCCCUUUCUUCCCCAAUCCUAACUCAUCAUUUCCUAGGAAAUACAUCAUUGCACAUGCCCAGGGGGGUCACUCCCAGUACUCUCCGUCCACACCUUCAUUUUUCUUCCACCAUCUUACUCCUCCCUAAAGGAAUUCAUCUCUGCCAGGCAAACUGGAGUAUUCUGGGAACUGGACCAUCAGAGGAGACAGAACUAUGCAAAUUGUGGUGGGAUGGAGG